AUGGCAUUGGGGGAGCUCGGUAGGCCGCCCGCUGACCCGGUUGAGAGGCGAGGUGGCGGCGGGGCCUACUGGAACGGUCCUGAGCCUGACCGGCGGGGCCGAUCGAUGGCCGGGCUCUGUCGCAGCUCCACUGAGCCGGCGGCUCCCGGAAGGGGAGGCCCGGGCUCCGCGGGAGCGUGUCGCAGCGGAGGAGGCCGCGGGCGCGGCGUGCCGGCCCGGGGAGGAGGCGUUGGGGCCGCGGGGAGAGGGGGUGAGAGCCCAGGGACCCGGCUGCAGGGCUGUGUGGGGAGAGGGGCAGUGUGGUGUCUGGCACUGGGCAGACUCGGGACAUGGUCGGUGGUCAGUCUCAGGACCGGAGCACUGGGCAGUCUCGGGUCAGGGUCAGUGGGUAAUCUCGGGAUAAGGACACUGGGAUGGUUUGGGACAGGGACAGGGACUGGGCUUGGGCCAGUGGUCAGUCUUGGGACAGGGUCGAUGGGCAGUUGCAGGACGGGGCCAGUGACCAGUCUCAGGACGCAGACACCAGGACACCUUGGGACAGGGUCAGUGCUCUGUCUUAGGACGGGGUCGCAGGGAUGUCGGGGGGCAGGGUCAGUGGUCAGCCUCGGGACAGGUGUGUUGGGCAGCCCUAUGGUGGGAGGGGACAGCCUGCUGCCCGUCACCCGGGGUCCUGCCUGCACCACUGUGGUGGGAAGGUGGCCCCAAUGGGGGGCUGGCUGCCGGCUCCGGCCCCCCGUCACUCCCCUCAGCCCAGGGAGGGGAGCCUGGUGGAACCCGGCGAGGAGUUACCGCCACUGGCCAAGCCAGCCACGGGCUAGGCCGGUGAGCACUGACCUGCCCCGGGACGUCACGCUCUUCGGGAACCACAGGCCCCACUUCUUCCGCCUGCUCGGCCUCUUCUGCGGCACCCAGGCCCUCUUCUGGGCCUACCUGGCCCACCUGGCCUUCACCUCCCUCAGGGACACGGGCUACGAGGAGACCGUGCUGGUGGGCGAUCGAGCAGAGGGGCUGCCGAAGAUCGGCGGGAUCGCCCUGAACCUGGGCUCAGACAAGUGGAGAUACGGCUUCACCGCCUCCUGCCUGACUGUGGGGUGCCUGAUCCUCGCGGCGGGCUCCGCGUUCUCCCGUCGGUCCGUCUGCGGGGUCGUGCUCCACCGGGGAGGCCAGGAAGUCACCAUCUCCAGCCACCGGCUGCUGGGGGGCAGCCGCUCCUUCCGGGUGCCCCUCCGCGACCUCUCCUGCAUGGCGCACCGCCACCAAGUGGCCUCGGUCAUCCCCCUCAAGGUCAGGGGUCACCGCCUGUACUACCUGCUGGACGGGCGCGGGCAGUUCCACCAUCCCGGCCUCUUCGACGUCACCGUCGGCGCCUACAGGUCGCUCUGAGCCGAGCUCGUCGGUCGCCCGGCCAGCGUGCCCGAAGGAACAACCCGGGGCAGGUUGUCACUCCCUUCAAAGAUUCCGUCUCUCCGAUAAUCCGCCGUCACUGAGUGGCGAUAUACGGGCGCUGAAGAUGGACUGGACAGAGACAUUAACGCAAACGCAACUGGACUUGGUGUAUUAUUGGCACGUGCAAUCUACAGCACAUCACAGGCCCUUCGGCCCACAAUGUUGUACUGGAGAAACAGCACAACAAUACAGCUUGUUGUACAAACGUUUGUAGGUACCUCUUCAUACAGAUCAGUCCAAUUUCACAGUGCUUUGAGGUAGAACAAGGGAAAACAGUAACAGAAUGCAGGAUGAAGUGCAAGAUCAUAAGGAAGUAGGUCGUGAGGCCAGGAGUCCAUCUUAUCGUACAAGAGGGCUGUUUAAAACCUGACGACAGUGGGGUAGAAGCUGUCCCUGAGCCUGGUGGGACAUGCUUUCAGGCUUUAUCUUUAGCUCGACGGGAGAGGGGAGAGGAGAGGAUGUCUAGGAUGGGUGGGGAUCUUCGAUUACGCUGGCUGCUUUACUGAGGCAGUGAGAAAUGCAGACAGAGUCCACGGAGGGGCGGCCGGUUUCCGUGAUGUGUCCACGACUCUCUGCGGCUUCUUCAAAGUUCAAAGUAAAAACUCAUUAUUGGACUGAAUUGGCUUUAUUUCUUACAUCCCUCGCGUGCGCGAGGAGUCCAAACUCUUUACGCUGCGCCUCCGUCCGAAUGUGCAAAUUUUAGGAAUGUACAUACGUUACCAGAGUACACACAUGUCACCACAUACAGCCCUGAGAUUCUAUUUCCUGCGGGCAUACUGCGCAAAUCUAUAGAAUAGUGACUGUAAACAGGAUCUUGUGGUCACCGCAGAGCAGAUGACAAUGCACCAUACCUCCAGGGAAGCAGCCCAAGGACGUUCGUCUUCACCUUUGAGCUCAUACCCUUGAAUCUAGGUGGCAUGUUGGUAACCCCUCUGCGCCCUCUCCACAAUCCCCACGUCCUUCCUGUGACAGGGCAAAUCCCGUUGCAGUCUGACUGAAGUCUUAUGUAUCUUUGUCGUUUAUCUGGACUGUACAUUUUUUUUUCUCCCCCCCACCGCCCCCAGUAACAUGAGGAGUCUGCAGACGCCGGAAAUCCAGAGCAACGCACACACACACAAAAUGCUGGAAGAGCUCGGCAGGUCGGGCAGCAUCUGUGGAAAACGGUGAACAGUCAACGUUGCGGGCCGGGACCCUUCUUCUGAGAAGGUUUGGAGGGUGGGGAAGGGGAAGAAGGCUAGCUGGAAGGCGUUGGGUGAAGCCAGGUGGGUGGGAAAAGUCAGGAGAGGAGAGUGGACCCCAGGAGAAAAAGGAGGAGGACAGGACCCAGGGUGAAGUGAUAGGCACCUGUCAUCUUCUAGCUAGCCUCCUUUCCCCUCCACUCACUUUUCUUUUAUUCUGGCGUCUUCCCCCUCCCUUCUCAGUCCUGAUGAAGGGUCUGGGCCCGAACUGUUGACUGUUUAUUCAUCUCCCUGGCCUGCUGAGUUCCUCCAGCGUCUUGUGUGUGUGUGUGUGUUCGUCUGGAUUUCCAGGGUCUGUUAAAUCUCUGUAACUCUGUUUUGCAAACCACCCCCCCCACGAGGUUCAGUUUCCCGUUUGUGCGACUGUAACGGUGUUUCAGAAACCGUAUUUUCAGGAACGAUCAGGUCCCCUGUCAAGGACUACUGCAUCCCUUUUCAAUCUGUAUCCUGAGAAUCGGUUUUAUUAUUGCUGACGUGAAUUUUGUAUGUGUUGCGGCAGCAAUUCUGUCUGAAGGCAUAGAAACCUACCAGUCAGAAAAAUAAAUCGAUAACAUUGAAAAAGAGGUGAGCUUUCACGGGUUCAUGGAACAUAGAAAUCUACAGCACAUUACAGGCCCUUCGGCCCACAAUGUUGUGCCGACCAUGUAACCUACUUCAGAAACUGCCUAGAAAUUCCCUACCGCACAGCCCUCUAAUUUUCUAAGCUCCGUGUACCUAUCUAAGAGGCUCUUAAAAGAUCCUAUUGUAUCCUCUUCCAUCACCGCCGCCAGCAGUGCAUUCCACACGCCCACCACUCUGUGUGGAAAAACUUACCCCUGACAUCCCCUCACCUUAAAACUGUUCCCCCUCACGUUAGCCAUUUCAGCCCUGGGGAAAAAGCCUCUGGCUAUCCACACGAUCAAUGCCCCUCAUCAUCUUAUACACCUCGAUCAGGUCACCUCUCGUCCCCCGUCGCUCCAAGGAGAAAAGGCCGCGUUCACGCAACCUACUCUCGUAAGGCACGCCUUCCAAUCCAGGCAACUUCCUUGUAAGUCUCGUCUGCACUCUCUAUAGUAUCCACUGGGUUCACGGACCGCUCAGAAAU
Mobula hypostoma (lesser devil ray) is the source of this 3768-nucleotide messenger RNA. It is a transcript of the gene tmem223, whose product is annotated as transmembrane protein 223. The record is from RefSeq and is a predicted model, not a curated record. Gene Ontology annotation, cellular component: mitochondrion. Lineage: Eukaryota; Metazoa; Chordata; Chondrichthyes; Myliobatiformes; Myliobatidae. The transcript has 3 exons. Bases 1 to 1383 code for a protein of 460 amino acids. Gene Ontology annotation, biological process: nervous system development.